Messenger RNA from Naegleria lovaniensis, 285 nucleotides. RefSeq lists its product as uncharacterized. The coding region runs from base 1 to 285 and encodes 94 amino acids. The transcript has 3 exons. The record is from RefSeq and is a predicted model, not a curated record. NCBI's taxonomy places the organism in Eukaryota, Heterolobosea, Eutetramitea, Acrasida, Naegleriidae.
AUGAUUUCUUCCCAUAACUUCCGACAUAGUAAAAUUUUAAGACAAUUAUCUUCAUCAACACCAUCGUGGAUGACAGAGUCAAGUAAUACCAUUGAUAUUGAUGUAUCGGAACGAUCAUCAUCAAAUUCUGCAAAUUCAUACAUUUUCAAUUUUCUAAAUAAUAUUUUACUUCCAAUCACUGGUGUCUUUGGUGUAUUAACCAUAUUAUUAUUAUUCACAAACUACGGAGAUGAUCUACUUGAUAAUGUUUUAUGGACAGAUUUGACAAAUCACAAGUUCACAUAG